Molecule: messenger RNA, 432 nt
Organism: Paramuricea clavata
Lineage: Eukaryota; Metazoa; Cnidaria; Anthozoa; Malacalcyonacea; Plexauridae
Source: the annotation of a GenBank genome assembly
AUGCAGAUAAAAAACCGAAUUGGCAGCGAUGGAAGCAACGAGAGCAAAGAUAAACCGCCAGCAAGCAAGUGUCAGCAAGCAAGAGUACAAAACAACAAAAAGACUGUAAUAGUGGGAGACUCGAUUGUCAAAGGUUUGCAGCAACACAAACUUUCGAAAGCAGCAAAGCAGAACGUGGGUGUGAAAUGCUUCCCAGGAGCGACUGUUGGUGAUAUGAGCGAUUAUAUAAAACCCGUGCUACGUCGAAAGCCAGAUACCGUUAUUCUACAUGUGGGAACAAACAACGCCACCAACAAAGAAGCAAGCGAGAUAGUUAACGACAUCGACAAAAUAUGCGAAGAGGUCAAAGAAAUUGAUCCCAACGUUGAAAUAAUACUGUCUGAAUUGACCAACAGAGAGGACAAUGCAAAGGCCAAAACAACUGUUCAAGAG